Molecule: messenger RNA, 997 nt
Organism: Macadamia integrifolia
Lineage: Eukaryota; Viridiplantae; Streptophyta; Magnoliopsida; Proteales; Proteaceae
Product: SART-1 family protein DOT2-like
Biological process (GO): maturation of 5S rRNA; mRNA cis splicing, via spliceosome
Cellular component (GO): U4/U6 x U5 tri-snRNP complex
Source: RefSeq, a predicted model, not a curated record
CUGGUGGUUGGAUGGAGGUCAUAGAUAAUGAUAAAGAUGAGGACCUCAUUAAUGAAGAGAAAGAAGAAAUAGUUCCAGAUGAGACCAUCCAUGAAGCUCCGGUUGGUAAAGGAUUAUCAGGAGCACUGAAGCUACUUAAGGAACGAGGAACGCUAAAGGAGACUGUCGACUUGGGUGGCAGAAACAUGGACAAGAAAAAGAGCAAACUUGUUGGCAUCUACGACAAUGACGGACAUAAGGAAAUACGUAUUGAGAGGACAGAUGAAUUUGGUCGGAUUAUGACCCCCAAGGAGGCCUUUCGGAUGAUUUCUCAUAAAUUUCAUGGUAAGGGGCCAGGAAAAACGAAGCAAGAAAAGCGCAUGAAGCAAUUCCAAGAAGAGUUGAAGCUAAAGCAGAUGAAGAAUUCUGACACACCAUCACUGUCUGUGGAGAGAAUGAGGGAAGCUCAAUCUCGACUAAAGACGCCCUAUCUUGUGCUUAGUGGGAAUGUAAAACCUGGGCAAACUAGUGAUCCCAGAAGUGGUUUUGCUACUGUUGAGAAGGACCUUCCUGGGGGUUUGACACCCAUGCUUGGAGAUAAGAAGGUUGAGCAUUUCUUGGGGAUCAAGCGCAAGGCUGAACCUGGUGAUGAGGGUGCAUCAAAGAAGAUGAAGAACUAAAUAUUUCUGUCUUUUUGGGAAAGAGUGAACAUUUACGCUUUGUAUUUGAAGAUUUGGGCUUAGCAGAUAAAAUUGUGUCUUACCUUUAGGGUAAGAAGCAAAUGAUAUUGAUGAUUUGAUAUCUUCUAAUCCGCAAAGCCAUCGGUACGGAUUGAGGAGGCUGAAAUGGAAAUCUUACCAAAGCUUUUGAGAUCAUGUCUUUUGAAAUAUUUUGUACAAAUCAUACUGUAGAGUACAGUUAUAGAGAAAUUGUAUGAUUGAAGGGAGUCCUGUUUUUGGAGUGAAAAAGAAGGAAAGAAAAAAUAAUAUGAAACGAUAAGCAGUCUCAGUUCUCACCA